Molecule: messenger RNA, 936 nt
Organism: Acytostelium subglobosum LB1
Lineage: Eukaryota; Evosea; Eumycetozoa; Acytosteliales; Acytosteliaceae
Exons: 5
Coding region: 1-936 (311 amino acids)
Biological process (GO): regulation of proteolysis; proteasome-mediated ubiquitin-dependent protein catabolic process
Cellular component (GO): cytoplasm
Molecular function (GO): ubiquitin protein ligase binding
Source: RefSeq, a predicted model, not a curated record
AUGAAUCUUGGUACGCCAACAAAUACCUCGGCCAACUCUACAUCAUCCACUUCAUCUUCAUCAACAACAGGAUCAGGGUCCACCGAAGAUGUCACAAUUACAAUAUAUCCUAUUGGUAUUAAGACCUAUGGAUGUCUGCCACCAUUCCUCAUGAGGAAGCAUACACUGUUCAAGAGACUGUUUGUUCAUGUCUCUAAUAGGUUCUGCAUCGAUGAGAAUGAGUUGUUGUUCUUCUUCCAGGAGAAGCUGUUGCCAGACCAGUGUCCAGGCGAUGUUGGCCUGUUGAACGGUGACAUUAUCGUGGUUAGACGUGUUCCUCCCAAAGCACGCUCACAAUCCUCCAAUGUAAAGGCAGCCACUUCCGCAUUCGUUUGCGAGAUAGGUUCGCUCUUUGACAAUCCAAGCUUCAGUGAUAUAUCAUUUGUUCUAAGUGAUGGUUCAAUACUUCCAUCACACAAGAAUGUACUAUCAUCUAGAUGUCAAAGAUUCAAAGCAAUGUUCCAGGGAUCGAUGAAGGAGAGCCAGGAGAGCGAGCUCAAGGUAGAGGAGCAUAGCCCUGCAGUCUUUAGGAAGAUGAUUGAGUACAUAUAUACUGACGCCAUGAAUGAAGAGGACAUGGAAAUGAUCCUUAAGCUCAUCAUCAUAGCCGAUGAAUAUCUAUUAGAGUCGCUAAAGGGACUAUGUGAACAGAAACUGAUUGGAGAGAUCAACAUUGCCAAUGCUCCACUGCUAUUCUCUCAUUCAGAUGUUUACAACUGCAAGCAACUCAAGAAGCACGCACUCAACUUUAUACUAUCAUCAAUCAAACGUAUUGCUGGAACAAAGGAGUUUGAAAGGGAUCUUUCCACCUCACCUGGAUUACUACUUGAGAUAAUCAAGGAAAUGGCACCACUCUAUGAUUCUGGAACAAAGAGACGCAAAGACGUUGAGAUCUAG